Molecule: messenger RNA, 3118 nt
Organism: Anas platyrhynchos (mallard)
Lineage: Eukaryota; Metazoa; Chordata; Aves; Anseriformes; Anatidae
Gene: SESTD1
Product: SEC14 and spectrin domain containing 1
Molecular function (GO): phosphatidylinositol-4,5-bisphosphate binding; phosphatidylinositol-3-phosphate binding; phosphatidylinositol-5-phosphate binding
Source: RefSeq, a predicted model, not a curated record
GCUCGCGGCCGGGCCGGGACCCGCGCAGCGGCUCGGAGGGAGGGAAAGAAGGAGGCAGGGAAAGAAGGAGGCAGGGGCGGGCGGCUCCGCGCCCCGCAGGCGGGGGCUGCAGCGGCGCGGGGGCGGCCCCGGCAAGCCGCCGUCUCCUUGCUGGCAGGGGAGGGGUCGGAGCCGCCCGCCCCUCGCCGGGGGCCGCCGCCGGGCCAGCGAGGCGCUGCGAGCCCGGCCGGAGCGGGCGGGUGGGUCCCGGCUCCGCCCCGCGUCCGCCCUGCCGCCGGCCUCCAGCCUCCAGCCCGGCCGGGCCCCCGGAGCGCCGCAGCCCGUAUCCAGGAUCUGGAGCUCAAACUUUAACGCCUACAGAAAGUGGUGUAUUCCAGUACCAAUGAGCUGUGGAAAUUAGCUGCAGUAGAAUGGAAGCGUCAGUAAUAUUACCCAUUCUGAAGAAAAAAUUGGCAUUUCUUUCAGGAGGGAAGGACAGAAGAAGUGGCCUCAUUCUGACAAUUCCAUUAUGCCUUGAGCAGACGAGUAUGGAUGAGCUGAGUGUCACGCUAGACUACCUGCUAAGCAUUCCAAGUGAAAAAUGCAAAGCUAGAGGAUUUACUGUGAUUGUGGAUGGUAGAAAAUCUCAGUGGAACGUGGUGAAGACGGUUGUGUUAAUGCUGCAGAAUGUUGUUCCAGCUGAAGUAUCGCUUGUUUGUGUAGUAAAGCCAGAUGAGUUUUGGGAUAAGAAGGUUACACACUUCUGUUUUUGGAAAGAGAAAGAUAGACUUGGCUUUGAGGUUAUUCUGGUAUCUGCUAACAAACUGACUCGUUAUAUUGAACCAUGCCAACUAACAGAAGAUUUUGGAGGAACUCUCACCUAUGAUCACAUGGAUUGGUUGAAUAAGAGGCUGGUAUUUGAAAAAUUCACAAAAGAAUCAACAUCCUUACUAGAUGAGCUUGCUCUAAUUAACAAUGGAAGUGAUAAAGGAACUCAAGAAAAAGAGAGAUCAGUAGAUUUGAACUUCCUUCCAUCAGUUGAUCCUGAGAUGGUACUGCAGACAGGCCAUGAGUUGCUAUCUGAGCUACAACAGCGUCGAUUUAAUGGUUCAGAUGGAGGAGUAUCAUGGUCUCCAAUGGAUGAUGAACUACUUGCUCAGCCACAAGUCAUGAAGCUACUAGACUCACUCCGAGAGCAAUAUACCCGCUACCAGGAAGUUUGUAGACAACGUAGCAAGAGAACUCAACUAGAGGAGAUUCAGCAGAAGGUAAUGCAGGUAGUCAAUUGGCUUGAAGGACCUGGAUCAGAACAGCUAAGGACCCAGUGGGGAAUAGGUGACUCAAUUAGAGCUUCACAAGCAUUGCAACAGAAGCAUGAAGAGAUUGAGAGUCAGCACAGUGAGUGGUUUGCUGUUUAUGUUGAGCUUAAUCAGCAGAUUGCAGCUCUUCUAAAUGCAGGGGAUGAGGAGGACCUUGUGGAAUUAAAAGCAUUACAGCAACAGCUGAGUGAUGUGUGUUACCGGCAGGCCAGUCAGCUGGAAUUCAGGCAGAAUCUAUUACAAGCAGCACUUGAAUUUCACAGUGUUGCCCAAGAUUUGUCUCAGCAAUUGGAUGGCUUACUAGGAAUGUUGUGUGUAGAUGUAGCACCAGCAGAUGGAGCAUCGAUUCAACAAACUUUAAAACUACUGGAAGAGAAAUUGAAAAGCGUUGACUUAGGCCUGCAAGGCUUGCGUGAGAAAGGUCAAAGUCUUCUUGAUCAGAUAUCUAAUCAGGCAUCCUGGGCGUAUGGAAAAGAUGUGACUAUUGAAAACAAAGAAAAUGUGGACCACAUCCAAGGAGUGAUGGAAGAUAUGCAACUUAGAAAACAAAGGUGUGAGGAUAUGGUAGAUGUGCGACGACUGAAGAUGCUUCAGAUGGUACAAUUAUUUAAAUGUGAAGAAGAUGCCGCUCAGGCAGUAGAAUGGUUAAGUGAACUGUUGGAUGCUCUGCUGAAGACACAUAUCCGACUGGGAGAUGAUUCACAAGAAACAAAAGUUUUGCUGGAGAAACAUCGAAAAUUUGUUGAUGUUGCACAGAGUACUUAUGAUUAUGGAAGACAGUUACUACAGGCAACUGUUGUGCUGUGCCAGUCCCUACGAUGCACUUCAAGGUCCUCAGGGGACACACUUCCAAGAUUGAACAGAGUGUGGAAACAGUUUACAUUAACUUCUGAAGAAAGAGUACAGAGGCUGGAAACGGCUGUUGCAUUUCAUUCAAGUGCUGAAAAGAUACUGCAAGAAUGUCCAGAGCAGCCUGAAGCUUUUAAUGAAAUGGAGCAAUUUGAUGAAAUUGAAGCAGUUGGGAAAUCGUUGUUGGACAGAUUAACAGUGCCUGUAGUUUAUCCCGACGGUUCUGAGCAGUAUUUCGGGAGCCCAAGUGAUAUGGCUUCUGCAGCAGAACACAUUAGAGAGAAGAUGAAGCUAGUUAGCCUGAAAAAGCAGCAACUGAGACAACCAGAAGUCGCUACCCCAGAGAGCUAAUACUGACCCUUGUCUGUCAAUUCGUAAUAGGACUUCAGUUUGUAAUCCAGCAUGUUGUUUGCAUAUUACAGAUUUUGGCAUAAUAUAUUAAAAUGCAUCUCACAGCCAUUACGUCUCAUCUUUUUUUUCAAAGUAAAUGUUCUCAGCAUCUUAACACUGUGCAUCUAUCAAGCCAUAAUUAUUUAACAUGCUAUGAAACCAUAGAUUCCAAGUAUCUUAUGAAAAGGAACUGUAAACUUUGCACUGAAAUUUGCUGUAAAGCUUUACCUGACCUGUCAGCUGCUUCUUAGUUAAACAGCUGAUGCAAGCUUUGAAUGGUGCUAAUGAAAGUGUUAGGAGUUCCAUAUUACAAAAUUGUAGUUCUUUGCUUCCCCCUAUGCCCAGUUGAUGUGGUAAUUUUAGACUGUAGGUAAGGUACCUGCAGUGUAGACAGUGGUGACCCUAUAAUUUUAAUUUGAAAUACUUUAAAAUAAGAGAUUGUUUUUUUUAUUGUGCCAGUAUGCAACCUACCCAUAAAAUCUUUGAUAUAUCAGAUUCAUUAAACAGAUGUUUUCCUAUUUGUAUUGAUAAUGUAUUAAAAGCUGUUUGUGCUUAAUAAAAAUCAUCUUUUUAAAAUCUAA